Molecule: messenger RNA, 889 nt
Organism: Drosophila biarmipes
Lineage: Eukaryota; Metazoa; Arthropoda; Insecta; Diptera; Drosophilidae
Product: NADH-ubiquinone oxidoreductase chain 1-like
Biological process (GO): aerobic respiration
Cellular component (GO): membrane
Molecular function (GO): NADH dehydrogenase activity
Source: RefSeq, a predicted model, not a curated record
AUGGGGUACUUGUUUUAUAUAGAAUUUGUUUUGUCAUUAAUUGGAAGUUUAUUAUUAGUAAUUUGUGUGUUAGUAAGUGUAGCUUUUUUAACUUUAUUAGAACGUAAAGUUUUAGGUUAUAUUCAAAUUCGUAAAGGUCCUAAUAAAGUUGGUUUAAUAGGAAUUCCUCAACCUUUUUGUGAUGCAAUUAAAUUAUUUACAAAAGAACAAACUUAUCCAUUAUUAUCUAAUUAUUUAAGAUAUUAUAUUUCUCCAAUUUUUUCUUUAUUUUUAUCUUUAUUUGUUUUAAUAUGUAUACCUUUUUUUGUUAAAUUGUAUUCUUUUAAUUUAGGAGGUUUAUUUUUUUUAUGUUGUACAAGAUUAGGUGUAUAUACUGUUAUAGUAGCUGGUUGAUCUUCAAAUUCUAAUUAUGCUUUAUUAGGAGGAUUACGAGCUGUAGCUCAAACUAUCUCAUAUGAAGUUAGAUUAGCUUUAAUUUUAUUAUUAAUUUUAUUUUUUAUUGGUAGAUAUAAUAUAAUUUAUUUUUUUAACUAUCAAAUUUAUAUAUGGUUUUUAAUUAUUUUAUUUCCUAUAGCUUUAGUUUGAUUAACUAUUUCUUUAGCUGAAACUAAUCGUACACCUUUUGAUUUUGCUGAAGGAGAAUCCGAAUUAGUUUCUGGGCUUAAUGUAGAAUAUAGAAGAGGAGGAUUUGCUUUAAUUUUUAUAGCUGAAUAUGCAAUAAUUUUAUUUAUAAGAAUAUUGUUUUGUGUAAUUUUUUUAUGAUGUGAUGUUUUUAAUUUAUUAUUUUAUGUUAAAUUAACUUUUAUUUCUUUUGUUUUUAUUUGAGCUCGUGGGACUGUACCUCGCUUUCGUUAUGAUAAAUUAAUAUAUUUAGCAUGAAAAUGUUUUU